AUGGGCCGGUUCAUCAGCGCGUGCCACGCCGGCCUUCGUCUUCUCCGCCCUCAUCGAGCUCACCGCCGUCGACCAGCGACCAAGCGGAGCUGGGCCCGGGGCGACAGGGAAGCACCGGAGCCCGAGCAACCAAAGGGGGCGCCGGCCUCGGAGCUCCACUGCAGCAGCAGUAGCUUGCCCUCUCUCAGACCCCAAAGCUCGGCUCACAACGGACGGGUGGAAGAGAGACCUGAGAGGGAUUUUCUGGAUAAAGGCUCCAGAACAGCUUCCACCCUAUCAGCAGCCACGCUGGCCUCGCUGGGCGGGCCUUCGUCCCGCAGGGGCAGCUGUGAUACGUCGUUCUCUGUGGAGACGGAGGCGUCCAUCAGGGACAUAAAGGACUCUCUGGCGGAGUCGGAGGAGAAGUACCGCAGAGCCAUGGUGUCCAACGCCCAGCUGCACAACGAGAAGUCCUACCUCAUGUACCAGGUGGACACGCUGAAGGAGGAGCUGGCCGACAUGGAGGAGCGGCUGUGGGAGAAGCACCGCGAGCACGGCGACAAGACCAAGGAGUUGGACAGGGAGAGACACGCCCACGGCAUCCUGCAGUUCAAGUUCAAGAACGUGGAGCAGACCCUGAGACAGAGCGAAGAACUGCUAAACAAACAUGGAAUAGAGUUGUCACCAGAGAUUACCACCAAUGGUGAUGCAGGCCAGAUGGGGACCGAUGGCACGGACUCACAGGAACUCCUCGCUGGGGGUGGAGAGAGCAUGCUUGAGCUGCGACUGAAGAAGCUUGUUGACGAACGGGAGAGUCUACAAGAUCAGGUCAGGCGUCUGAAGUCUCAGUUGGACCAGAGGCAGAAAAACGGAUCAGAGAUUCCGGUUGCCGAAGGCGAUGAUGACCUCCUCGAGAACGGCCUAGACCCCCACAUCCUGGACCUGCAGAGGGACGCCAACCGACAAAUCAGCGAUCUCAAAUUCAAACUGGUGAAAUCAGAACAGGAAGUGACCGCUCAGGAGCAGAACAUCAUACGGCUGGAGGGCCAGGUGUCGCGCUACAAGACGGCGUCGGAAAGUGCCGAAAAGGUGGAGGACGAACUUAAGGUGGAGAAACGCAAACUACAGCGAGAGCUGAGGGCAGCCCUGGACCGUGUGGAGGAGGUGGAGGUGAGCAACAGCCACCUCUCCAAGCGCCUGGAGAAGAUAAAGGCUAACCGCAACGCACUGCUCGCCCAGCACUGACUCUCUCUCUCUCCCUCUCUACCUUUCUCUCUCUCUCUACCUACCUUUCUCUCUCUCUCUCUCUU
This is a messenger RNA of Gadus chalcogrammus (walleye pollock), 1289 nucleotides long. RefSeq names its product leucine-rich repeat flightless-interacting protein 2-like. Gene Ontology annotation, molecular function: DNA-binding transcription factor activity, RNA polymerase II-specific; RNA polymerase II cis-regulatory region sequence-specific DNA binding. NCBI's taxonomy places the organism in Eukaryota, Metazoa, Chordata, Actinopteri, Gadiformes, Gadidae. The record is from RefSeq and is a predicted model, not a curated record. The coding region runs from base 1 to 1224 and encodes 407 amino acids. Gene Ontology annotation, biological process: regulation of transcription by RNA polymerase II. The transcript has 12 exons.